Messenger RNA from Haliotis rubra (blacklip abalone), 573 nucleotides. RefSeq lists its product as uncharacterized. The transcript is spliced from 2 exons. NCBI's taxonomy places the organism in Eukaryota, Metazoa, Mollusca, Gastropoda, Lepetellida, Haliotidae. The record is from RefSeq and is a predicted model, not a curated record. The coding region runs from base 1 to 573 and encodes 190 amino acids.
AUGGAGGUGGUGAGCGCCCAGGCCAGCCUCUACAGAUCACGAGCAAAAGAACUGCCACCUCUUCCCAGACGGCGAUCAGACGUCAACAUUCCCGACAACUACACUCAGACCUUGUCCGGUGAAAACUUCAUCCUCCAUGCUGACGACAAGAUGACCAUCUUCACCACAACCUCCAACCUACAUCACCUUUCCAGAGCCAACACCUUCUAUUGCGACGGCACCUUCAGUGAAAGCCUUAGUAUUUACCAUCAGCUCUACACGAUCCAUGCCAUGGUCAACAACAAGAUGUUCCCUCUGAUUUAUGGACUUCUUCCAGACAAGAAAGAGGCAACCUACCAUAGAUUCUUCAGCAUUAUUAAAGAGAAGUCAUCAGAGCUGAAAAUCCAUCUUCACCCUGCAUUUGUUUUUACAGACUUUGACCCUGCAGCCCAGAACGCCAUCAAAGACGUGUUUCGGUGUCAACUGAAAGACUGUGUAUUCCACUUCAGGCAGGCAAUCUGGAGAAAUGUUCAGAAAAGCCAAUUUUGUGAGAAUUGCUUCCGCUUUGCCACUGGUGAGACCAGUAGACAUUGA